UCGGGUUGUCUCUGGAGAAAAACACACUUGACAAUUGUUGCAGAUAUUUAAUGUGAACGACGCAGAGAUUAAGUGACAGUAGAGACAGUUUUAUUCAUGUCAGGAUAAACUCGUCUCGGUGAACUUUGAAGCUCCUCAGGCUAUCUUAGCUUACUAGCCGCUAACAAAGAGACCCGGAAGUUAUCAUAUAUCGCUAAGCAGAGCUCAAGUGUGAGUGCGAAGUGUUGUGAUUGUGUGAAAAUGUGUAAAAUACAAAUUCCGAGAGCGUUGGCGUUGGUGCGGCUGUUCAAGAAAUAUUUGGUGUGAGAAAGCGCAAUUGCAGAUUCAGCAAGUGAGAAAGAACGAUUGCAGAGAACGAGUGGAACUUCGUCGAACAAAAGAGGAGAACGAGCGACAACGUCAACGACAGGACGCUGUUUUCAAGAAGCCUCAAGUUGUGUUACACAGAGCAGACAUCAUUGAAGAACACCUUCCCCCUGAGCAGCAGGAGUGGAACUCCAGCAUGGAGCAGGAAGAGCCACAGCUGCCCCACAUUAAAGUUGAAGAAGAGGAGACACAGCCCCCCUACAUUAAAGAGGAUAAGGAGGAGGCACAGCCCCCUCACAUUAAAGAAGAAGAGGAUUACAGCAUCAGUCAGGAGGGAGAGCAUCUUGAAGGACUGGAGGAGUUUCCAGUGAUUGGUGUCCAUGUAAAGAGUGAAGAUGAUGAUGAUGAUGAUGAAGAAGAAGGUCAAACUGAGGAGAAGAGCGAGGUGGAGCCUCCAAGCAGCAGCUCCACUCAUCACAUGACAACAGAAGCUGAUGGAGACCACUGUGGAGGAUCACAAGCAGACAACCUCUUAGCUCCACUAUCAGAUAGUGACGACAUAACGUCACACUCUCCUGACACUGAUGAUGAAGACUCUGAAGCUGAUAUGACAUGUCACACUGACAACACACGCUGGAAAUGCUCUCAAUGUGACAAAACUUUUGUUUAUAAGAGAAACCUGAACAGACACAUGAAACAUCACACAGGAGAGAAACCUUUCACCUGUUCAGUUUGUGGUAAAAGAUUCUCUCAGAAGUCACAUUUGAAAGUGCAUAUAAUAAUGCACACCGGAGAGAAAGCUUUUCCUUGCACGGUGUGUGGUAAAAGAUUCAGUAAGAAAGGUGAUUUAAAAACACACACUAGAAUACACACAGGAGAGAAACCGUAUCCUUGCAAGAUGUGUGGUAAAAGAUUCAAUCAAAAAAGUGUUUUAGUAACACACACAAGAAUACACACUGGAGAGAAACCUUAUCCCUGCUCGGUGUGUGGGAAAAGAUUCAAUCGAAAAAUUGAUUCAAUAAACCACACAAGAAUACACAAUGGAGAGAAACCAUUUCUUUGCACAGUGUGUGGUAAUAGAUUCAAUCAUAAAGGUGAUUUAAAAAGGCACACAAGAAUACACACAGGAGAGAAACCUUAUCCUUGCACAGUGUGUGGUAAAAGAUUCAAUCAAAAAGUUGAGUUAAAUGGACACACAAGAAUGCACACUGGAGAGAAACCAUUUCUUUGUGUGGUGUGUGGUAAAAGAUUCAAACAUAAAGGUGAUUUAAAAAGACACACAAGAAUACACACUGGAGAGAAACCUUUUUCCUGCACAGUUUGUGGUACAAGAUUUGCUCGGAAUUCGCAUUUGAAAGCACACACAAGAACACACACUCGAGAAAUUGUUCGGUGUGUGACCAGUGAUUCACCAAUAAUGCAAACUUGACAGGACACAAAAGAAUCCACUCUGUGGAGUAACUUGAAAACAUUUUUGAAAGAACGGAAAGUAUGAAUAAGCAAGACAGUAUUAUGUUUAAAAAGCUAAAGUUGUGCAAGUGAACGAUUUCUUACGUUAAUUGACAUUAUGAUGACAUGUUUGUAAUGUUUGUUUCAUCUAUCACAUAUAUUAACACACUUCUUAUUUUAGACUUGACACUUGUACAUUUGACCCUUAAUCGUUUGCAUGGGUUUGAUGAUUCCUGGCCAGGAUCACGUCAGGAAUUGCAUCUGGUGUAAAAAUGUAAAAUCAAUCAGCUAUAAUGAUAUAAUACAGUGGUAAGAAAAAAUAUGUAAACCUUUUGGACCUUUGCAUGCUUUCUGAAUAAAUUUCUCAUAAAAUGUGAUCUUUUCUUUGUCCAAGUCAAGGUUGUUGACAAAUAUUUUUAUUUAUUACAAUUGCUAACUAUAUUACAAUGUUGAUCAGGAGCACAGGUUGGUUUCUCAAGUCAUUUGUAAUGCCGUUGUGCUGGUCAAUGCUCCUAAGCCGAAACUAGUCAGGUGCUUAAAACAAUGAACUCUUCCAUUAUACUUAAGUGGCAGG
Messenger RNA from Dunckerocampus dactyliophorus (ringed pipefish), 2329 nucleotides. RefSeq names its product oocyte zinc finger protein XlCOF6.1-like. Bases 503 to 1735 code for a protein of 410 amino acids. Gene Ontology annotation, cellular component: nucleus. The transcript is spliced from 3 exons. Lineage: Eukaryota; Metazoa; Chordata; Actinopteri; Syngnathiformes; Syngnathidae. The record is from RefSeq and is a predicted model, not a curated record.